Messenger RNA from Penicillium paradoxum, 633 nucleotides. RefSeq lists its product as uncharacterized. The record is from RefSeq and is a predicted model, not a curated record. NCBI's taxonomy places the organism in Eukaryota, Fungi, Ascomycota, Eurotiomycetes, Eurotiales, Aspergillaceae. The coding region runs from base 1 to 633 and encodes 210 amino acids. The transcript has 3 exons.
AUGCCUCCUGCCUACAAGCGCCUCGACAAGGACCAAUGCGUGUUCUUGUUUAUUGACCACCAGGCUGGUCUUAUCCAGUUGGUGCGCGAUUUCGAGCCGACCGAGUUCCACACCAACGUGCUAGGACUUGUCAAGACUGUUAGCUACUUUGGGGCACCUGCUGUCCUCACUACUUCAUUUGACACUGGUCCAAAUGGCCCAAUUGUCAAAGAAAUUGUUGACGAACUGCCCAAAGCUCCAUUGAUCAGACGGCCCGGACAAAUCAAUGCCAUGGAUAACGAAGACUUCGCAAAUGCGGUCAAAGCAACCGGCAAGAAGCAGGUUGUGAUCAGUGGUGUUCUGACUGAGAUCUGCGUGGCUUUCCCUGCGCUCUCCUUAGUGGAGCAGGGAUACGAUGUCUUCGUUGUGACUGAUGCAUCAGGGACCUUCAAAGAGCAUACCCGAGAAGCAGCUCACACUAGAAUGGCUCAUGCAGGCGUCCAACUUCUGAAUUGGGCAGCAGUGGCAGCAGAGCUCCACCGCGACUGGCGCAAUGAUGUAGAGGGCUUCGGCAAGAUUUGGACAGACCAUAUUCCUGGAUAUUGGUGUCUGAUGCAGAGCUAUCUCACCUCAUCCGGCGCAAGUGGUAAAUAA